AUGGCAACGGAGAUUCGUGGGCCGGGAUGUGGGAGGGAAGAGAGACCGGCGGGGGUGGGGGGGAGGGGAAGGGGGACAGCAGGGGUGGGGGGAGGGGAAGGGGGACAGCGGGCGACACGGGCCGGACGGAGGGGAGAGGCGGCGCCGUGGGAGCACACGAUGGGAGGAGGAGAAGAGAAGGGGGGAGGGAAGACGGAGGUGUGUGCGCGAGCGGGAGGAGAGGGCACGAAAGGAAAGGGGGGGAAGGGGUUGAAGAGGAAGGGCGGGAAGUGGGGCGGAUCGGGCUGGUGA
Closterium sp. NIES-65 is the source of this 291-nucleotide messenger RNA. NCBI's taxonomy places the organism in Eukaryota, Viridiplantae, Streptophyta, Zygnematophyceae, Desmidiales, Closteriaceae. The record is from the annotation of a GenBank genome assembly.